Clonostachys rhizophaga is the source of this 384-nucleotide messenger RNA. NCBI's taxonomy places the organism in Eukaryota, Fungi, Ascomycota, Sordariomycetes, Hypocreales, Bionectriaceae. The record is from the annotation of a GenBank genome assembly.
AUGACCUACUUCUACCCGGGCCUCGGUGCGUGCGGCAUAGCCCAUGGUGAUAGCGAUGCCGUUGUCGCCCUCUCUGCUCUCGACUUUGGUAAUGAUAUUAAUCCUAAUAAAGCAGCAGUCUGUGGAAAAUGGGUCAAGAUAUCCCAUGCCAAUGGAAACUCUGUCCGCGCUCCGAUCUGGGAUAAGUGUCCUGAAUGUGUUAGCGGCUCCAUCGAUGUCUCUCCGAGUGUUUUUCAACAGAUUAUCGGCCUCUCCGUCGGCCGUACGGAUGUCAUAUGGGAAUUCGAAGAUAUACCUAGCAAAAGCACUGACUCUGUUGCCUUUAAUUCUAUUCAUGAUAUGGCUAUUAGUACGAUUACCGUAACUGUUACUGUUACCGCGUAG